AUGUCCACCCCCGCCGAAGAGUCUACCCCCGCCCGAGUGGCGGCCGUUUCGAUCAAGCUACCACCUUUCUGGCCAAAACAGGCCGGCAUGUGGUUCAGGACCAUCGAGUCUCAAUUCAACUUGCGAGGCAUCACCGAUGAUCAAACCAAGUUCGACUACACGCUGACGACCCUGGACGCCGACACUCAAGAAAGGGUAGCAGACUUCUUCGACGAACUCCCUGCCAAGGGACUCCGGUAUGACGCUUUCAAACGACGAGUCCUCGAGUCAUUCCGGCUCGAUGUGAAUCAACGUAUGGCUUCCCUGGUCAACCUGUCUAUCGGGGACGAUACACCUUCUAGACUCCUCGAUAGGAUGCUAGCUCUCUACAGGCCGGAUACGAAGGCUUCAACGAAUCCUCUCUUCCGCUACCACUUUCUCCAGAAGCUUCCCCUGCAUAUUCGUGAUCAACUGGCACCGAACGACCACUACGAGCUUCGGGAGCUGGCCAAGUGCGCUGAUAAGGUCAUGGGUCAUGGCCCAACUUCAGGGAGCGAUUCCGACAGCAUCGAUCUCACUCUUUCGAAGUAUCUUAGUUUGCUCAGGGCAUCCCUUGCUUCGAAGGAUGACCAUCCGAGUUCGCCUUCGACGAACUCGUUCGAUACUCUCGAUCCUGGAAUCCCUACUGCCCACUUCCCGGCUUUCCGCUGGGCUCUAUCCAGGGCGUCCCUCAAACUGGCGCUCCUCACCAAGACCGAGUUGGCAUAG
Messenger RNA from Galendromus occidentalis (western predatory mite), 747 nucleotides. RefSeq lists its product as uncharacterized. Lineage: Eukaryota; Metazoa; Arthropoda; Arachnida; Mesostigmata; Phytoseiidae. The coding region runs from base 1 to 747 and encodes 248 amino acids. The transcript is spliced from 2 exons. The record is from RefSeq and is a predicted model, not a curated record.